Colletotrichum paranaense is the source of this 993-nucleotide messenger RNA. RefSeq lists its product as uncharacterized. The transcript is spliced from 3 exons. The coding region runs from base 1 to 993 and encodes 330 amino acids. NCBI's taxonomy places the organism in Eukaryota, Fungi, Ascomycota, Sordariomycetes, Glomerellales, Glomerellaceae. The record is from RefSeq and is a predicted model, not a curated record.
AUGUCUGCUCUGGACUUUAGGACGUUCGAGCCAACAGGGUCGCUUGCCGAAGACAAGAGUUAUCUGGCAGGUGCCAAAAUCAUGAAGCAUCAUGCCAAAGCUUUGGACGAAAAGGAUUGCGCGACUCGAUCUCGUGCUGCAAUGCCGCGUACCGGAGGACCUGGCUCAGCAGUCCCCAAGUAUGGUGCGGCUGCGAUGGGCGGCGGUCCGAAUGCCAUUCUGUCUAAGCUUUGGGAAGAUGCCACCGACGGGGGCGUGGACAUUGAUCGAGGUUCAUCUGGUCUGAGACUCGUCCGAGCCAGAAAACAACCACCGGACAAUGGACACUGGCGGUUAGAACUUGGUUUGCUGGCCCCUGGGAGAGACGGCAAGAGUCAGGGCCCCCUUGUAACAAACCCCACGGAAGCGAAGAAGAGUGUUGCGCUUGGCAAAACUUCAGACCGAGCCUCACCAGGGCAUCAGGGGCCACCAUCGACUGGACAGCGCCGCAACGGGCUAUUUCUAAAGAUGGUGGAAGCUAAGAACAGUCCGGGCCCAUUGGCUUUGAGUGGCUGUUACCAAGGACCAAAAGAUGCAUGCUGCAUUCGGGGACGCGGUGCUGUUGCAGCUCGCAGCUCCGUUGCACCAACAACACGGUCACACGGGUUCGGUUUGGACUCUGGAGAGACCGGUGCCCCCCUAGAAGAAGCCAAGAGAUAUCUGCAUCGCAUGGGACGUCUGGCUCAAAACCACGAGGUUCUCCCGCAGAUGCUCGCCCGGCCGAAGUCUGAGUCUCUUCGACUUGUUUUCCUUCUUUUCGACAUCUUCCAACGCCAGACAUACAUCGGAAGGCCUCGAUCGAUCCAUUACCGCCUCGCUGGUCGCUGUCUCUGUUUCUUCGCCGAAGGGGUUUCUACGCUUUUUAUCGUUUUCGUGUUUCUCAAACCUUGUCCGGACUUGCCCUGGCCCAGCACCCAUCAUCAUCAUCAUCAUCUCGUCCCAUCCCGUACAUGA